Messenger RNA from Penicillium diatomitis, 417 nucleotides. RefSeq names its product DNA-directed RNA polymerase core subunit RPC19. Gene Ontology annotation, molecular function: protein dimerization activity; DNA binding; DNA-directed RNA polymerase activity. The record is from RefSeq and is a predicted model, not a curated record. Gene Ontology annotation, cellular component: RNA polymerase I complex; RNA polymerase III complex. Lineage: Eukaryota; Fungi; Ascomycota; Eurotiomycetes; Eurotiales; Aspergillaceae. Gene Ontology annotation, biological process: DNA-templated transcription. The coding region runs from base 1 to 417 and encodes 138 amino acids. The transcript has 4 exons.
AUGCCCGCCUCUGUUCACUCCGAAGAGGCGCACGAGAAUGACCAGUCCAUGAUGGACGCCGAAAUGGAGGAGCCGGUCAACCCCAUCUUGCUGGAUGAGAAGCGUGUCAUUAUUCUGCCCGGCUCUACCGACACUGCUGCCUCGUUCCAAUUCGAAGGCGAAGGUCACACUCUGGGUAAUGCGCUGCGAUACACCAUCAUGAAGAACCCCGCGGUGGAAUUCUGCGGUUACACCAUCCCUCACCCGUCCGACGCCAAGAUGCACGUUCGCAUUCAAACCGACAAUACAACCACCGCCCUCGAAGCCCUCGAGAAGGGAUUUGAUGAUUUGAUGGACCUUUGCGACGUUGUCACGGAGAAGUUCACUGUUGCUCGUGAUCAAUACAAGGAUGACGCUGCCUACGCUAUGGAGGGGUAG